This is a messenger RNA of Aspergillus ochraceoroseus IBT 24754, 3051 nucleotides long. Its product is annotated as putative RSC complex subunit (RSC1). Gene Ontology annotation, cellular component: RSC-type complex. Gene Ontology annotation, molecular function: chromatin binding; protein binding. Lineage: Eukaryota; Fungi; Ascomycota; Eurotiomycetes; Eurotiales; Aspergillaceae. The transcript has 5 exons. Gene Ontology annotation, biological process: chromatin remodeling. The record is from RefSeq and is a predicted model, not a curated record. Bases 98 to 2764 code for a protein of 888 amino acids.
GUGUGCCUUAAUUCAACUGACAAAAGACCCCCAGAAGUUCCAGCCAAUCUGUUCUGGUCUGCGCUGCUUUCUCCCCGGUCUCGUGGUUGUCAACAGCAUGGAGAAGGACUCGGAGCCGUCGCAAGCGCAACCGACUCCUGAGGAGCCCGUCCAGUCGAUCGAGGGCGAUGGCAAAGAGGAUGGCCCCGCAAGCAGUGUUACCGAUGAACAAUAUCGGUAUAUGAUGGAUGUUGUCAUGGCAAUUUAUGAAUUCAGAGAAGAAGAUGGCCAUGAUCCUUCGAGACUCUUUCAUCGCAGUGUCAACAAGCGCAAUGUGCCGGACUACUAUGAUAUUAUCAAGGAGCCAAUGGCGCUUAGCAUCCUGAAACAAAGGAUCAACAAAAAAGAAUACAAGAAGUUCACGGAUUUUGUGCGAGACUGCGCUUUGAUCCCCCAUAAUGCGCAAACCUAUAACCGUCCCAAAUCACAGGCAUAUGAGGAUGCGCUCGUGAUCAAGGAUGUUUUCAUUGCGGAGUUCGAGAAGCUGGUCCAGCAGGGAAUCAUAACGGCUGAGGAAGCGCAACUCCCGGACCUCGGCGAGAUCCCAGAGGCAGACCCUCUGCCGGAGGAGGAGGAAGAAGACGAAGAAGACGACGAAGAUGACGAAGAGGAGGAUGAAUCCGAUGAUGAUGGUCGUCGCAAGAAGAAACGAGGACCGCGCCCCGGGUUCAAGCGAGAUAGCGCAAAGGACGACGGACACAAGUCUGCUGACCCUGAACAAAGAAAGAAACGAGGUCGCCCUCCACGUGUUGAUACCCCGAUGGAGGCGAGGAUAAAGGCAGUUCUGAAGGGAAUUCGAAAACUGAAAGCGCCUGGAAGUCAGCUCAAGGUGCGACAUUUCGAGCGCUUGCCUGACAAAGGCACCUAUCCCGACUACUACAUCGAGACCAAAGACCCGAUUGCUAUCGACAUCAUCAAACGGAAGUCGAAACGCAAGAAGUACAAUUCAGUGGACCAUUUCAUGAGGGAUAUGGACCUCAUGUUCAACAAUGCCAAGGCCUAUAACCAGCCCGAGAGCCAGAUCUACAAAGACGCCGUUGAUUUGCAAAUUGAAGCAAGAAGGCUCGCUGAGAUUGAGAAGAAGAAACCCGACAGCGAAUACCUAAUGGAAGACGGGCGCCUUCCCCUCCCAGAUGGAAUUCUGUACAAGGGUGAGCUUUGGAAGGUUGGAGAUUGGGUACAUAUUCAGAACCCCAAUGAUGUCACAAAGCCCAUUGUCGCGCAAAUCUACCGCACCUGGCAAGAUUCAGAGGGCGAGAAAUGGGUAAAUGCCUGCUGGUAUUACCGGCCUGAGCAAACUGUUCAUCAUUUCGAGAAGCACUUCUAUCCUAACGAGGUGGUCAAGACCGGCCAGUAUCGCGAUCAUCGCGUCGAAGAGAUCGUCGACCGGUGCUUUGUGAUGUUCUUCACCCGCUACAACCGUGGACGACCCAGAGAUCUCCCUCCCGAGAAAGAUGUUUAUGUGUGUGAGGCUCGCUAUAAUGAGGAGAAGCACAAACUGAACAAGAUUAAAACCUGGGCUAGUUGCCUGCCGGAUGAGGUCCGGGAGAAAGAUUAUGAAAUGGAUCUGUUUGAUGUCCCCCGAAGGAUUAAGAAAAUCCCCAGUCCCAUAAAACACCUGCUCAAAAGCGAUGCCAAAGAGACAGACGAUCUACCCAAACCAACUUGGGGAGCGGAAAACGCGCCGCCUAUUGUGGGAGCUGUUCACCGUCGUCCUCGGGAUGAAAAUGAAUCCCCACCCCCAGAGCCAACACCCUCACCUCCUCCUAUCAUCCCUCAACCAGUUCUACCCCCAGCUCCUCGACAUGCAUCGAUUAGCCAGGCACCUCCUCGGCCAGUUGUGGAUGGUCAACCCAAUACUCUCCUUCCCGGAACCAGCCCGGCUCCAGUGCGUUCGCCCGCCGCACCAGUCGGGGCCGUUCAACAUUCGCCAGUCCCGGUUGCUCCUGUGGCGUAUCAACAACCCCAAGUCGCGCCCGCCCAAGUCUACCAACCCGGACUACAAAGACGUCCUAGCGGCUAUGUUCCCCAGAGUCCCGUCCCUGGAGCCUAUAAAGCGACCCCUACUCCCCAUACGUACGCUGUUCCCCAGCCGUCCGCAUACUCUGCCUACCCUGGUGGCCGCAUGCCAGCACCCGCAGCGACCGCAUACAACCCUAAUGCUCCUCGACCAGUUGAAGUAUUUCACCUGAGCGACGCUGCCAACGCCGCGAUUCCAGCGGAUAUCCGGGAGCAGUUCCAUUGCGACGACCAGGGCCAUGUGCUUUUCUUCUCCUGCCCGCCCCUGGACAUUGGACCAUCAGCCCAGCAGAAACUUGGGCAUUCACUCAAGUACCUAGCUGCCAAAGAGGAACGUCGGAAGCUGGUCGAGGCCAAGAAACGCAAGGAGAGUCUUGAACAAGAGGAACGGGGGAGAGAUGCCAAGCGCCAGCGAGCUGACGAGCAGACGGCCCUGGCAGCUCAAGUAGAAGCGGUGACAGCGGAAGCUCUUGACGCCAUGACGAGCGGAAUUAUAAGUGGUACGGAUCAGAUCUACAAAGCGUUGUAUGGGGAGAAGGCCGACGUAGCCCUGCAAGCAGACACCAAGGUACGCGAGCAACGAAUCCAGGCAGAGCGCAUCACCCAGGCAAAGACGGUACAAAUUCAAGCGCAGUCAAAAAAGGCGAGUUUUGUGAGCCUUAAGGGCGGUUCUUUGUAUAUGGAUGAUAUUGAUCCUACCGUUUGAGGUGGUAAAGGUACCUUUCUUAUUGCAUCUCUUGUGUGGGGUUUGCCUUUGCAGUUAUUAAAUCGUCCAAAAAGUCGACAUCUGAUAGAAAAAGGAGGAUUCUUUCCAUGCUGUUUAAUCGGUUACGGCGCAUUUCCUAGGCCUUUUUUUUUCUUUUUAAACUUUUUGUAUUUUAUUUUAUUUUAUUAUUUUAUUUAUUUAUUUUCCAGGGAUGAAACCUGCCGAGUCCUUUAUAUACUGGAUCUGUAUAGUUGCGUGUAUCUCAUAAUCAAAUGCAUGAAUUUCAC